This is a messenger RNA of Sorex fumeus (smoky shrew), 1591 nucleotides long. It is a transcript of the gene RHBDL1, whose product is annotated as rhomboid like 1. Gene Ontology annotation, cellular component: membrane. Gene Ontology annotation, molecular function: serine-type endopeptidase activity. The coding region runs from base 103 to 1362 and encodes 419 amino acids. The record is from RefSeq and is a predicted model, not a curated record. The transcript is spliced from 6 exons. NCBI's taxonomy places the organism in Eukaryota, Metazoa, Chordata, Mammalia, Eulipotyphla, Soricidae.
CUUGGCCCCAUCUUUCAGGCAGGGUGGGGGGAUAGGCAGGGAGGUCCCUGGAGUGCUGAGGCUCUACAGGCCCUGGGUUCAGCUGCCAGCUGCUCCUGGGACAUGCGGUACAGCAGGGCUGGAGUCUUCCCUCUCCUGGCCGGCCCAGCCCUGAGGCUGGGGGUCCAGGCCCGCCCUCAGCCCUGGCUGGCGGCCUCCCUACCUCAGCAGCUGGACCCUGAGAAUACGGGCUUCAUCGGCGCGGACACCUUCACUGGCCUAGUGCACAGCCAUGAGCUGCCUCUGGACCCAGCCAAGCUGGACAUGCUGGUGGCCCUGGCCCAGAGCAACGAGCGGGGCCAGAUCUGCUACCAAGAGCUGGUGGACUUGAUCAGCAGCAAGCGCUCCAGCAGCUUCAAACGUGCCAUCGCCAAUGGGCAGCGGGCACUGCCACAGGAUGGGCUGCUGGAUGAGCCAGGCCUGGGGGUUUACAAGCGCUUCGUGCGCUACGUGGCCUAUGAGAUCCUGCCCCGAGAAGUGGACCGCCAUUGGUACUUCUACCGGCAACGCAGCUGCCCGCCCCCAGUCUUCAUGGCAUCCGUCACUCUCGCCCAGAUCAUCGUGUUCCUGUGCUAUGGAGCUCGCCUCAACAAGUGGGUGCUGCAGACCUACCAUCCAGAGUACAUGAAAAGCCCCCUCGUGUACCACCCCAGCCACCGUGCGCGGGCUUGGCGCUUCCUCACCUACAUGUUCAUGCACGUGGGGCUGGAGCAGCUGGGCUUCAACGCGCUCCUGCAGCUGAUGAUCGGGGUGCCGCUGGAGAUGGUGCACGGGCUGCUCCGCAUCAGCCUGCUCUACCUGGCCGGCGUGCUGGCAGGCUCCCUGACGGUCUCCAUCACCGAUAUGCGGGCCCCUGUGGUGGGGGGCUCAGGAGGAGUCUACGCGCUCUGCUCUGCACACCUGGCCAACGUCGUCAUGAACUGGGCUGGGAUGCGCUGCCCCUACAAGUUGCUGCGGAUGGUGCUGGCUCUGGUGUGCAGUAAGUCAGGGCUGGGGGAGGGAGGGCUUGGCCUGGACCACGGCCCCUCCCACCUGCCUUCUCCCUCUGCAGUGAGCUCGGAGGUGGGCCGGGCCGUGUGGCUCCGCUUCUCCCCUCCCCUGCCCGCCUCGGGCCCUCAGCCCAGCUUCAUGGCGCACCUGGCGGGUGCCGUGGUGGGCGUGAGCAUGGGCCUGACCAUCCUGCGCAGCUACGAGGAGCGCCUGCGGGACCAGUGCGGCUGGUGGGUGGUGCUGUUGGCCUACAGCACCUUUCUGCUCUUCGCCAUCUUCUGGAACAUCUUUGCCUACGACCUGCUGGGCGCCCACACCCCCCCGCCGCCCUGAUGUGCUCCCUGGAGCCACACAUCUGAGGCGAGCUUGCAUGUCUGCCCUGGGGUGCCGCCACUCCCUGCUCGGGGCACAUGCCCCUCGGGCCAAGCCUUAUACCAGCCCCGGGACUCCAGGGCCAGCAGCUAAGGUACCCACGGGUGACCCCAGAGCAGACUGCUGGGCCUCCCAGCCAGGACCUGCAGUCUGAGCCUUUUUGGAGAACGAAUAAAUAUUUUGCACAGUG